Messenger RNA from Lotus japonicus, 1710 nucleotides. Its product is annotated as CBL-interacting serine/threonine-protein kinase 11. Bases 208 to 1491 code for a protein of 427 amino acids. The record is from RefSeq and is a predicted model, not a curated record. Gene Ontology annotation, molecular function: ATP binding; protein kinase activity. The transcript has 2 exons. Lineage: Eukaryota; Viridiplantae; Streptophyta; Magnoliopsida; Fabales; Fabaceae. Gene Ontology annotation, biological process: protein phosphorylation; signal transduction.
UACCAUACACACGUUUUAUUUCUGUUACAAAAUUUCAAUAAAACACGCACACAACAACCACGAACAAAAGCAUCUAUUCAAAGAAGCUUCCCAGAUUCUACCCUACGAAGGUUGUAUUAAGUUCUGAUCAGAAUUGAACAAAUCAAUUCAAAUCUCAAAUUCACAACAGGAAAAAAACUUAACCUCUUCUUUGAUUAAUUUAUCUGAAUGUCAGCCACCGAACAGCCGGCGGCGGCGGAGUCCACCACCGUGCUGUUCGGCAAAUAUGAAGUCGGGAGACUCCUCGGCUGCGGCGCAUUUGCAAAGGUAUACCACGCACGCAACAUCGAGACAGGGCAAAGCGUGGCAGUGAAAGUCAUCAACAAGAAGAAGGUAAUCGGAACAGGACUCACUGGGCACGUGAAGCGUGAGGUUUCCAUCAUGAGCCGCCUCCGCCACCCGAACAUUGUUCGCCUCCACGAAGUGCUGGCCACGAAAACCAAAAUCUACUUCGUCAUGGAGUUCGCUAAAGGCGGCGAACUCUUCGCCAGAAUCUCCACCAAGGGAAGAUUCUCGGAGGAUCUCGCUCGAAGAUACUUCCAGCAGCUUAUCUCCGCCGUCGGUUACUGCCACUCCCGCGGCGUCUUCCACCGUGACUUGAAACCUGAAAAUCUCUUGCUCGAUGACAAGGGGAACUUGAAGGUUUCUGAUUUCGGGCUCAGUGCGGUGAGGGAGCAGGUUCGAGUUGAUGGGUUGUUACACACGCUUUGCGGCACGCCGGCUUACGUGGCGCCGGAGAUUCUGGGGAAGAAAGGUUACGACGGUGCUAAGGUGGAUGUGUGGUCAUGCGGUGUGAUUCUCUUUGUUCUCGUCGCCGGGUAUCUUCCAUUUAACGAUCCCAAUUUGAUGGUGAUGUAUAAGAAGAUUUACAGCGGCGAGUUUCGGUGCCCGCGGUGGUUCUCGCCGGAGCUCCGGCAGUUUUUGGCGAGGGUAUUGGAUACGAAUCCGGAGACGAGGAUCACUGUGGAUGGGAUUGUGAAUGAGCCUUGGUUUCGGAAGGGGUAUAAGGAGGUGAAGUUUCAUGUGGAGGAGGAUUUAGGGGAGAAGGUGGAGGUGGAGGAGAAGGUGGUGGAGCUGAAUGCGUUUGAUUUGAUUGCGUUUUCUUCAGGGUUGAAUCUUUCGGGGUUGUUUGAUGGUGAAGUUGGGGAGGAGGGAGAGAGGUUUAUGUUGCGGGAGUCGGCGGAGAGUGUUGUGGAGAGGGUGGAGGCGGCGGCGAAGGUGGAGGGGCUUGGUGUGAGGAGGAGGAAGGAAUGUGGAGUGGAGGUGGAGGGGUGUGAUAGUAACUUUGUGAUUGCGGUGGAGGUUUACCGGUUGGCGGAGGAGGUUGUGGUGGUUGAGGCGAAGGGGAGGGGCGGUGGCGCGCUUGAGGUUUGGAAGAAUAAGUUGAGGCCUCACCUCUGCGCCGCAACGACGUCGCAUGAGGAGCAAACUCAGUCCAACCAAACUGUUUGAAUGGAUUGAGGUGUCGGUCAAUUUUUUGGGUAAAAAUAUUGAAAACAUACAAAAUAAAAAUGGAUUAAAUGUGUUUUAAUUCUUGUGUUAAAAAAUGUAAUUUUGGUGGCCGUUGACGUCAAAGUUGUAAUUAUUAAUUAAGUAUUAGGAAUGAUGAUGUAUAUAUGAUUUUGAUGUUUUGUUGUGUUUACAGAAUGACCAAGGAUUUGGGUGUGGAAA